UUGCUGGUGAAAAAUUCAUUUUCCACACGAUGGUUUAAAAGUUUUACAACGUUGUUUGUUUCUCGCGUAUUGUUGUGUCAAAAAUUUAAAUUGUUGCUGUUGGAUUGUUGGCGGGAAUAAAUUCUGAUGUGUGCUGCUAGAGAGUGACCGAUUUGUGGCGAGGAGAAGGCAGAGACCGACAAGGAUUUCGUGAUCAACGUCUGCCCGUGGACAACGGUGGUUUUCCGUUGGGUUCUUCCCAGAAUUCCUCUUCUUCCCGUGUUGGCCUUGCUCAAGCGUCGCCGCUGUUCGCACGGGGAUGGCGUCCAAUUUAUCCACCUGGCAGCCGGAUGAGAACGGUCUGCGGGAGAUUAUUCAGUUGUUGAAGGAAUCCCAGUCCUCCGAUAAUCAAGUGCAGCGCGAUGUUCAAACGAAACUGGAACAACUCAACCACCAUCCGGAUUUCAACAAGUAUCUCAUCUAUAUUAUGACGCGGUGCAAAGCGGAAGCGGAAACGACGCGGUCCCUGGCGGGAUUGAUCCUCAAGAACAACGUCCGGGUGAAGUGGGAUGAUUUCCAUGCCAGCACGCAGAACCUGAUCAAGACCGAGUGUAUGGAGCAGCUGGCGGAUAGUUCAGCGCUGAUUCGCGCCACCAUUGGCAUCCUCACCACCACCAUCGUUUCCAAAGCGGGAUUAAAAACCUGGCCGGAUUUGUUGCCGCGGUUAUGCGCCUGGCUGGAUUCCGGAGUGAUGGAAGCCGUGGAUGGCGCCUUCAGUACCCUGCAGAAGAUCUGCGAGGACGCCACGGAGAUGGACAGCAGCUACGGGGACGCGGCGACGCCGCAGCCGCUGGACGUGCUGGUGCCCAAGUUCAUCCACUUCUUCUCCUACCAAGUGCCCAAGAUCCGCGCCUACGCCCUGGCCUGCGUCAACUGCUUCAUCCUGCACCGCAUCGCGCCCAUCCAGCCCCACAUGGAGGAAUUUCUCCAGAAACUGUUCAGUCUGGCGAUGGACACGGAUGCGGAAGUGAAGAAGCAGAUCCUGCGCGCCAUCGUCACCCUGCUGGAAGUGCAGCCGGAUGUGCUGUACCGCGACCUGAACAGCAUCAUCGGCUUCAUGCUGAUGCGGACGCGCGACGACGACGAGAUGGUGGCGCUGGAGGCCUGCGAGUUCUGGCUGAGCGUGGCCGACAACCAGGUGUGCCAGCAGGCGCUGAUCCCGCAUCUGCCGCAGCUGGUGCCGCUGCUGCUGGAGCGCAUGUGCUACUCCGUCACCGACAUGGUGCUGCUGCGCGCCGAGGAGGAGGAGGACGAGAUGAAGCCCGACCGCCAGGAGGACAUCCGGCCGCGCUUCCACAAGGCCAAGACGCACAGCUUCGACCAUGUGCCCGGCCCGGCAGGAGAUCACGCACAGCCGGCGCCGGAUGCGGAUGACGCGGACGGCGACGACGACGACGAGGAGACGACGGAGUGGAAUCUGCGCAAAUGCUCGGCGGCCGCGCUGGACGUGCUGUCCAACGUGUUCCACGAUAAUCUGCUGCCGGUGCUGCUGCCGGUGCUGGACGUGAUCCUCAAGAGUCCCGACUGGAUGCGCAAGGAGUCCGCCAUCCUGGCCCUCGGCGCCGUCGCCGAAGGCUGCGCGGAAGGCAUGUCCGGGCAUCUGCCGGCGCUCUUCCCCUUCCUACUGCAGUGCAUGCAGGAUCCCAAGCCGUUGGUGCGCUCCAUCACCUGCUGGACGCUGAGUCGGUAUGCCGGCUGGAUCGUCUCGGAGGAUCCCGAUCGCUACUUCAAGCCACUCCUCGGACUGCUGCUGCAGCGCGUGCUGGACUCCAACAAGAAGGUGCAGGAGGCCGGUUGCAGCGCCUUCGCCACGCUGGAGGAGGAGGCCGGAGUGCUGCUGGUGCCGCAUCUGGACGUGAUCGUGCGCAGUCUGGUGGCGGCCUUCAACAAGUACCAGAGCAAGAAUUUAUUGAUCCUGUACGACGCCAUCGGCACACUGGCCGAGUCCGUCGGCCACGAGCUGAACCGCGCCGAGUACAUUGCACUGCUGAUGGAGCCGCUCAUCUUCAAGUGGAACGGCCUGCGGCCCGACGACAAAUCCCUCUUCCCACUGCUGGAGUGCCUCUCCAGCGUCGCCACCGCCAUGGCCACGGGGUUUAUGCCCUACGUCGCGCCCGUCUUCCAGCGCAGUAUGCAGCUCAUCGAGCGCAGUAUCCACGAGCAGAAUCUGUUCCUGCAGCAUCCGGACCUGCACGAGUCGCCGGACCGUGACUGUCUGAUCGUGGCGCUGGAUCUGGUCAGCGGGCUGUCGGAGGGCGUCGGCAGCCACCUGGAGCCGCUGGUCAUCAACAGCAAGCUCAUGCUGGCCGUCCAGCACUGCAUUCGCGAUCCGGUGCCGGAAGUGCGGCAGAGCGCCUUCGCUCUGAUCGGGGAUCUGGCCAAGGCGGCGUUCAACGCGGAGCGGCCCUUCCUGAAUGACUUCAUCAUGGCGAUGGCGCAGAACAUGAACCCGGAGCAGCUGUCGGUGUGCAACAACGCCACCUGGGCCCUGGGCGAGGUCUCCAUCCGGCUGGGCGCCGACAUCCGCCAGUACGUCCACCUGGUCCUCGAGUCCCUCAUCUGCCUCAUGAACCGGCCCAACACGCAGAAGACCCUCCUGGAGAACACCGCCAUCACGCUGGGCCGGCUGGGCUGGGCCUGCCCCGAUCUGCUGGCCAACCAGCUGCACUUCUUCAUCAAGCCCUGGUGCCACGCCCUCCGCAACGUCCGCGACAACGACGAGAAAGCCAGCGCCUUCCGGGGUCUGUGCAUGAUGAUCGGGAGCCGCGCCAAUCCGCUGGAGCUGCAGGAUUUCGUGGCCUUCUGCGACGGUGUGGCCUCCUGGAUCUCGCCCGAUCAGGAACUCAAGGGCAUGUUCCAACAGAUUCUGUCGACGUACAAGGCGGCGGCGCCGGCGGAGCAGUGGCCGGCCUUCAUGGAGCAGUUCCCCGCGGUGGUGCGCGACCGGCUGCAGAAGCACUACGGCCUGUGAAGCUUUUCCCCGACAACCUGUAGUUCCGCCUGGCAAUGACGACGGGGACGCGAUGGUCAAUAGGCACGUCGUCGGUGGAGUAAGGACGCGAUGUAGGAGAAGAUGCGACGGGAUCGUCGGUUAGGUCGUCAACUCGUCGGUGUAGGGAUGCGUUGUUGCGUUGUUUAAUCUGUGAUUAGGAAGUAAGUGUGUUUUGUUCUUUCGGUUUGGUUUCUUUCUUUGGUAAUUAUCUCGGCUCUGUGGAUUGAUUUGUGUUCGACUGGGAAUUCCGUUUGCGGCUGAUAUGGCGCGACCAGCACCCGUGUACGUGUAGGCCGGGGGCGGGUCAGCGUGUGUAAUGUGUUUUUUUUACAAAAACGAUACAUGUGAUAGGGUUUUUAGCUUUGUUUUGCGCCGGCUUUUUGAGUGCUGAUUAUUUUUGUAAACACGACUGGGGAGCUGCUCGUUGGUGGUUUGUAAUGGUGACGGUUAAUUCGGUUAGUUGGUGAUGCUAUCGAUGGUUUUGUUUCAAUGCGACGUCCCCUGUAGGAUUCGAUGCGAUGCGAUUGACGUGGAUUGCUCCUCGGUUGUCUUUUUUUGUUUGUUUUCUAAUAAAUUUCCUCCAGUGU
Molecule: messenger RNA, 3618 nt
Organism: Paramacrobiotus metropolitanus
Lineage: Eukaryota; Metazoa; Tardigrada; Eutardigrada; Parachela; Macrobiotidae
Product: transportin-2-like
Exons: 16
Coding region: 299-3010 (903 amino acids)
Biological process (GO): protein import into nucleus
Cellular component (GO): nucleus; cytoplasm
Molecular function (GO): nuclear import signal receptor activity; small GTPase binding
Source: RefSeq, a predicted model, not a curated record